Messenger RNA from Mesorhabditis belari, 1224 nucleotides. The record is from the annotation of a GenBank genome assembly. NCBI's taxonomy places the organism in Eukaryota, Metazoa, Nematoda, Chromadorea, Rhabditida, Rhabditidae.
AUGGGUGACCCGGCUAUACAAGGUUAUUUAAUACCUGAUGACAAUCUGCUAUCUAAUGAACACGAUAGAGAAAUCGACGAUGACAGCCAAAAGAUGGGGAUUUUUGAUGAGACUACUGGAGCAACGGAAAAGAAGCGUCCGUGUCGCCUACUGGUUUCCAAAAUUCCAAAGCAAUUGGCAUAUGAGAACCUCUAUAAAUUGAUUAAAGGACAAAGCUCACGUGGCUACUCUAGCGAUUUGGUUCGUCUCGAGGUUCUACACCAUAAGCUGUUGCUGAUACUAAAGCAGGUCAAUCUUGACACUCGAAAAAUUACAACGAAAGCCGAGCCUUCCAAAGACGAUCUAAAGAAAUUAGAAAAACUUCUAAAUCAGCAAACAGAAAUCGUCUUUGGGUUGAGAGAUAUUGCGCAUCUCCUACGAAGAAAUGUCGAAGCAAAUGCAGUUGAAGAGCUGCGUGCUAUCGGGGCCGAAUUGCCAAAAGGCAACAAAGGGUCACACGCCUCCGAUAAUGCUGAAAAAUCUUUCACGGGUCGUACCAGGAUCAAACAAAAGGAAAUCAAAGAAAGAAAAGAAAAUAAAGAAGAGCGAAGGAUUAAGGAGGAGAUUAUUGAAACGUACAAGAUCUUAACCCCCAAGGACCGUAGUUCUAAAGCCGGGACUCCAGCCAGAUUCCCAAAGCCGAGUACGCCUGUAUUUGAAGAACAAGAUGAUUGCUCUCCGCCAAGUGCAAACUCUUCAAUCCAACGCCUCAACAAACCCAGAGGCCGUGUUCCAAUCUCGAGUUCAUCAAGCUCAAUAGCGUCCACUAAAGCCGAGAAAGCCGAGGCACGAAAAGAAGAGCGUGAAGAAAUAAAAGCUCAACGAAAAGAGCAAGCGUCCAUUAAUGCACAGGGUAAAAAGCGUGUAUCAUCAAGAGUGACUGCAAUAACGAGCAUGUUAGGAGUGAAACGUGGUGCUAACGGAAACCGAAAAGGGGAACGCGAUGAUGAAGGAACGACGGACGAGCCCACAUAUUGUCAAUGCAGUCGGAUAUCAUUUGGUGAGAUGGUAUGUUGCGAUAAUCAAAAGUGUGAAAUCGAAUGGUUUCAUUUUGAAUGUGUCGACUUAAAACGGAAACCCACAGGGAAGUGGUACUGCCCUAGCUGUCGGCAUCCGGACAGCUUUAAGCAUCCCAAAAAUGCUAUUAUCCCCGGAAGUUCAACAAAAUCGAUGAAACGAGAAGAU